UUCAGUUUGUGGUUAAACGUCCACUCGAGUAUUAUGCUUUACAACAAGAAAAUGUUUAAUUUCAAAUUACUGUUUACCGCGUUAGCCUUUAUUUCAAUAAUGGUUCUGGCCAAAGGUAAUCAAUUGAACGACAAUGACUUACGUGAGGAAAAACAAGAAAUCGUUAAAGGCAAAAGUGAGUCUUGUGUGGGUUGCCCACGUCAAUUGGAAGGCGAAGAUUUACGUGUUGCGGAGAAGACGCUACAAAAAUCCCUAACGAAAUUGGCCGCCGGUGAUGGACCUGUUUAUCAACUCGUUAAAAUAAACUCGGCCACAUCCCAGGUAGUUUCGGGAGUUUUAUACAAGAUGAAAGUUGUUCUAGGUGAUGGUGUGCACGCAAUAAAAGAAUGUGAUAUAGAGAUUUGGUCUCAGCCUUGGCUAAUCAACAAUGCCGUUCAAGUGACCUUUAUAUGCCCCGGUGAAGAACUAGUGAUAAAAAGACAUGACGCUUAGAAGGAAAAAAAAAAAAUUAUAUUCGAUCGCAUGUUUUUAAAGCUGUGCCUACUCAAGUGUUAUCUUAUGCUGUGCAUGUAAAAGACUUUACCAAUAAAUUUUAAAAUUUGAACUUUUUUUAAUUCGAAA
Molecule: messenger RNA, 621 nt
Organism: Glossina fuscipes
Lineage: Eukaryota; Metazoa; Arthropoda; Insecta; Diptera; Glossinidae
Product: sarcocystatin-A-like
Exons: 2
Coding region: 34-492 (152 amino acids)
Molecular function (GO): cysteine-type endopeptidase inhibitor activity
Source: RefSeq, a predicted model, not a curated record